Messenger RNA from Indicator indicator, 1380 nucleotides. RefSeq names its product oligosaccharyltransferase complex non-catalytic subunit (gene OSTC). The coding region runs from base 336 to 785 and encodes 149 amino acids. The record is from RefSeq and is a predicted model, not a curated record. The transcript is spliced from 4 exons. Lineage: Eukaryota; Metazoa; Chordata; Aves; Piciformes; Indicatoridae. Gene Ontology annotation, cellular component: oligosaccharyltransferase complex.
CCCGGCCCCUCGCCGUUACUCCGCACCGACACGUCAAGCCUAGUAGGUCCUAGCAGGUGAGUAAGACGGAUAGACCCUGUGGUUGUGAGUGGGAUACUUUUUCGACGGAUUUGCACUGAAAAAAAAGAUGGAUUAUUUUUGUUAUUCAAAACUGGGUGUAACCUUUGAGUGUUUCUUUUAUAUCUGCUGUUUUAAAAUUUGUGAGUUUAUUCCUGCCCGGACGCAGCAGCCAAUUUCCGUUUCCGCCUUCGUGUCCGGUCGUGGGGGUGGUCGCGGCGGGGCGAGCCGGUAGGGAGUAGCAGGGCUGAGGCUCUGCGUUUGGCCGCACCGCCGCCAUGGAAACGUUGUACCGCCUGCCCUUCGCCGUGCUCGAGUGCCCCAACAUCAAGCUGAAGCGGCCGAGCUGGGUGCACAUGCCCUCGGCCAUGACCGUGUACGCGCUGGUGGUGGUGUCCUAUUUUCUCAUCACCGGAGGGAUUAUCUAUGACGUGAUUGUGGAGCCUCCGAGCGUGGGGUCGAUGACAGACGAGCACGGGCAUCAGAGGCCGGUGGCCUUCCUGGCAUACAGAGUAAAUGGCCAAUAUAUUAUGGAAGGGCUUGCAUCCAGCUUCCUCUUCACAAUGGGUGGCCUAGGAUUCAUAAUUCUGGAUCGAUCCAAUGCACCAAAUAUCCCCAAGCUGAACAGAUUUCUUUUGCUCUUCAUUGGAUUUGUCAGUGUGCUUUUGAGCUUCUUCAUGGCCAGAGUCUUCAUGAGGAUGAAAUUACCGGGCUACUUGAUGGGUUAAUACCUCUUGUGAUGUCUGAGCUGAAUUUACUCCUCUUCAUGAAGUGUUUAAGAAGCAGCAGCAGGAAACAAAUUCCAUAAUCACCAUCAACAGGAAAGAGAACCUGACCAUGAGAAACGACUAGGGAAACAGUGCUUUCUUUGCAAACAAACUCUGAGUACCAGUGGCUGAUUUGUAGUUUUGAAGCAAUGUUUUAUCAUUUCUGGUUUAGAGCUUUUGAAAAGGGCAAGUUUCCUAGCUGGGUUUUUGUUUUAUAUCCCAACUCAGUAUGGAACACAGAACCUGUAUUUAGCUCUACCCAAAAUGAGUAUUAGCCAUUGGCUUCUCAGUUCUUUGUUUCAGGCCUGUCUCGUCUUCCCAUUGUGGGACAAUUGUACGUGUGAAUCUGAGAAGAAACACCUGCAGCGUUUCUUUCCAAGUUAUAAUUAGAAAAUUAGUAACUUUGGGUGCUUUACAGUCAAAAUACAAAUGUGUCUGAAACGAUUUCAAAGGCGCCUUUUGCCUUGAUAUUCAUGACUCUGUGAGCAAAUCCAGACAUGCACUGGGAAAGGCAAACUGUAUGAAUGUGCAUUUCUUUUUCAGAAAGCCUACAAAA